CUCGAAUGGGCCUCUUGAAUCCGGCUUACUUCGACCCCUGGGACUCUCUCUCUCUCUCUCGCAAUAAUAGUAUGCCGCGAUGGCCCCAUAUGUUCCCCGACAACGAAAGCACAGAGUCCUUGCCCGGGAACGCGCAGGACAGCCUUCCGCGACAGCAGUCGGUCAAUCCAACCAAGAGAUCAUUGUCCCAUUGAGCCAGUCUGAACGGGAGGAGAAAAAGCGCAAACUGAGGGAAGAAUUGAGGUCACAGCAGCCGCCCAAGAUAUCCUCCAAAAAGCAAAAGCGCCUCGACAAGUACAUUGAAAACAAACUUAAAAAGGAUGAAACACUCGACAUACUACGCAAGUUGGAGAAGGAGAAGGAGAAAUACGAUGCUGCCACGCAGAAUUCGACGAAUCUAGGGAAACGGACAUUUGGCGACUUUAUCACCGGAGAGGGGCCUGCCUAUGCGCCGGUGAAAGGCGCAGCGAACAAGCAGCAGCAAGAGGAAGAGUCCGACACUGAAAGCGAGGAUUCCUUCGAAGCCGAAAACAGGGAUGCAUUUGCUACCGAGACCGAGGACGGCACUGGCAUAAAACUGCCGACCGUCGCUGCGACAUCCCAUGGGAGCGGUUUGGCGCAGCCAUUGGCCCUGGAUGAGAACGGGUUGCCGUUGAUCCAGAGCAGAAAGAGCAACAAGCGGAAACGAGUGGCAGAGGCUAUUCCAGAAGAAUUGCCAUGGGAAGGAUUCGAUACGGAACCGAGUGAUACCCCCUAUUCAUCUGAUGAAGAGGAGGAUUCGGGUGCCUCGUCAAUGUCGGGAACUGGUGACUUGGAAUCCGACUCCUCCCAAAUAGCAAGUGAUGACGAAGAUGAGUCUGAUCUUGACGACGAAGAGUCUGAAAGUGACACUUCAACAACGUCUGAUCAGGAGAAACCAGCUCCAAGGAAGUCUGCUUUUAAAGCUUGGGCCACGGCGCAAUUGAACCAGUCUGUUGGACAUACACCAUCGUACAGUGCAGGUGAAGGACAGCUUUUGCCAAAGCCGGACCUUCCAGCGCCAAAGCCGCAAGCUACUCACACCUAUAAACCUGGCACCCUCCCCAAAGUACCUGAAUUGCAGCCAAAUCGCAUGGCAUAUACUGUUCAUGUCGAAAGGCCUGAAGACAUACAGCAGACCCGCUCUGCCCUUCCCAUCCUACAGCGGGAACAGGAAAUUAUGGAAGCUGUUCAUAACAACCCGGUGAUCCUCGUCAAAGGCGAUACAGGCAGCGGAAAGACUACGCAGCUUCCUCAAUUCCUCUUCGAAGCUGGGUAUGGAUCACCAGAUGGGCCUACACCAGGAAUGAUUGGCGUAACUCAGCCUCGUCGUGUAGCUGCAGUCAGCAUGGCGAACCGAGUAGCGACAGAACUAGGUGCCUUUGGUAAAAGAGUUUCAUAUCAAAUCAGAUUCGACAGCACCGUGUCUCCUAAUACUGCGGUCAAAUUCAUGACUGAUGGAAUAUUGUUGCGAGAGUUGUCGCAAGACCUAUUACUGAAGAAGUACUCGGCGAUUGUGAUCGAUGAGGCUCAUGAAAGAAGCGUCAACACAGAUAUUCUCAUCGGUAUGCUCAGCAAGAUCGUGCCAGCACGCAUGCAGAAGAGUCAAUUCAACCCGGACCCGAAGCCAUUGAAGUUGAUCAUCAUGUCGGCGACGCUCAACAUUGGAGAUUUCCUUCACGAGAAGCUCUUUUCGCCUACCACGAGACCACCAAUCGUUGAAGCGGAAGGCCGUCAGCACAGAGUAACUACACAUUUUGCGCUGAGGUCAAGGGGAGAUUACGUCGAGGAGGUGAUUGAAAAGGUCAGGCGUGCCCACAGGAAACUUCCCAGAGGGGGUAUUCUUGUCUUUCUUACGGGACAGAAUGAGAUCCGAGAAGUUGGUGGUCGGCUAAAUGCACUUCUUGCUCCACGAAAUGAUUCUGGCACAGGCGGCGCGGCGCUGCCUCGCGUUCAAGUCGCGGCGAGCGAAGCACCACUAGAAGCUGAAGAUUUGGAAAUCGAGGAUCCGAAGGCCUUUGCUGGAGAGGAUGACUUUGACAUGGAGAUCCUGACUCACUCUGAAGACGAAGCAGAAGAAGAUGAGUUUGAUAUCUCCGAUGACGAGGACGAAGGUGGUGAUGGGACUGGCACUAUACCUGCGCAGUCUACAGUCCCCUCGACACAAGAGCCCUACACAUCCGUUCACAUACUACCCUUGUAUUCUCAAUUGCCAACAAGCGAGCAACUCAAAGUCUUCGAACCCCCACCUCCGGGAGCACGCAUGAUUGUCCUGGCGACCAAUGUGGCAGAAACCAGUUUAACUAUUCCCGGCAUUCGAUAUGUCUUUGACACAGGACGAAGCAAGGAGCGCAAGUACAAUCUCGACACUGGAGUCCAGAGCUUCGAGAUCGACUAUAUAAGCAAAGCCAGCGCGCAGCAACGAGCAGGGCGUGCAGGUCGUACAGGACCAGGCCACUGUUGGCGUCUGUACACGUCGGCCGUAUAUGAACAGUUCUUCCCUGAGCACGCUGAGCCGGAGAUCCUCAGAGCACCGGCCGAGAGCAUAGUCCUGCAACUAAAAGGCUUCGCCUACCCAAAGCCAAUUGCAGCCUUCCCUUUCCCAACGCCCCCAGCUGCUGCGACUCUGAACAAAGCCGAGCAAUUGCUCAAGAAUCUAGGUGCCUUGACAGAUGCCGGAACCAUCACUGAUCUGGGCAAACAGCUCUCCAUCUACCCUCUUUCUCCUCGGCUGGGCAAGAUCGUAACCGCCGGCGUCACGGACCACAGUGUCCUCUGGCACAUUCUGACCCUGGUCUCCAGUCUCGCCGUUCCGGAAAUCUUUGUUACCGAAGCCCAACUCGACUUGACCUCCCCAUCGCAGCAUGGCGCAGUCUAUACUCUCGAAAACCAACAAGAUGACGACGAGCGCGACAAACUCAAGCAAGCAUUCGGCCGUGCCCGCGCAACGCUCAGCAAGUCGGACAAAGCCUCAGACGCCCUGCAGCUUCUCACCGCGGUGACAAUGUAUCUGAGCGCCGCUGACAAAGAGCAGUUGUGCAAAGAUCUAUUCCUGCGACCCAAGGCCAUGGCCGAAAUUGCCCUUUUACGCAGCCAGCUCGAAUCGGUUGUCCGCGCCAACAACCGCAGCAUUUCAAGCGAAGUCCUAAUGCGGAACAAAGCGACAAAACUCACGUCGAGCAAAGCCAAGCUUCUCAACACCAUCGCUGCAAGCGGCUACAUCGACCAAGUCGCCAUCCGAUACGACCGAAGCCCCAACCCGCCAGAUAUGGGUGCCUCGAGCAAGCCCCGCCGGGCGAUCGACGUGCCGUACCUCCCACUCGUGCCGUUGCAUGAUCGCGCAUCCGCGGCCGUGGUCGAGCGCGCGGUCUACAUCCAUCCAUCCAGCGUUCUGGCCCGGAUGAACGUGAAGGAGUUGCCCGAAUACAUCUGCUACAGCCAUCUGCAGCGCGCGCAGGAGCGAACCGUGGCCGCUGCGGUUGGUGGGACGGCACCCGUGCCGAAGACUAGAAUGUUCCCACUCACGCCGCUUGACGGGACACAGUUGGCGUAUCUCGCCAGGGACACCGCACUGAUCGAGUAUGGCAAGCCGGUGCCGAAGAGCAAGGUCGAGGACAUUCCUGGCACGCCGAAACGGAGGGAAUGUUGGGUGCUCGUCGAGCUUAGAGGCGCAAAGGCUACAGGAGGAUACGGUUGGCCGUUGCCGCCAGUGAAAGUCCGGCAGGUCAUGGACGUCAAGAGUAAGAAUGGGUGGAGAGUCGAGAAGGUCCUAAGCUAAGAUACCCCAUGUGCUUGCACUGGGGAUUCAGUAGAAGAGCAAG
This is a messenger RNA of Exophiala xenobiotica, 3839 nucleotides long. RefSeq lists its product as uncharacterized. Gene Ontology annotation, biological process: maturation of SSU-rRNA from tricistronic rRNA transcript (SSU-rRNA, 5.8S rRNA, LSU-rRNA). NCBI's taxonomy places the organism in Eukaryota, Fungi, Ascomycota, Eurotiomycetes, Chaetothyriales, Herpotrichiellaceae. The record is from RefSeq and is a predicted model, not a curated record. The transcript has a single exon. Gene Ontology annotation, cellular component: intracellular anatomical structure; nucleolus. The coding region runs from base 80 to 3796 and encodes 1238 amino acids. Gene Ontology annotation, molecular function: ATP binding; RNA binding.